Cydia fagiglandana is the source of this 2131-nucleotide messenger RNA. RefSeq lists its product as uncharacterized. Bases 16 to 1323 code for a protein of 435 amino acids. The transcript has 3 exons. Gene Ontology annotation, molecular function: DNA binding. NCBI's taxonomy places the organism in Eukaryota, Metazoa, Arthropoda, Insecta, Lepidoptera, Tortricidae. The record is from RefSeq and is a predicted model, not a curated record.
CAGUUCCAAACCUAAAUGGCAACCAGUAACAAAACCAGCAGUGAACGUGUAAAUACGUUACAAAGCGACAAAGCUCGUGUUGUGGUAUCAGUGAGCGGAUUACCCGCCGAGGCGUAUCGCGAUGGCGGAGAGGGGAGCGGGGCGACGAGCGAGAAGGCUAUAGCGUGCAGCGGGAGCGGGAGCGAGCGAGCAGGCCACGCGCGCCGGCGGGGACCCCAGUCUACAUCUUUAGUUCCGCGCAGCGCGCCGCUCGCGUCGCCCGCCUCCGCUGCCGCGCCCGCUAUGAAGGCUAAAGGAAUGCGUUCGAAGAACAUGGAUAAGCUUAUAGCCGCUGUCCAGGCGAGGGAAUGCCUCUGGGACAAGAGUUACAGAGGACACAGGAACCGUUUUAAGUUGGAGCGUUAUUGGAACGAGGUGGCCGCGGAAGUGGGGACUAGCAGUCUAAACUGCCGCAAAAGAUGGAAGAACCUAAAAGACCAAUGCCGCAAAGAAAUGAAAAAGAACCCCAACGAAUCCGAAUGGCCCCACUUCCCGAAACUCAAGUUCAUCCACCACCAGUUCCUCGCUGAAGACGAGGAUGAUGAGGGAGACACCAACGACGAAGUCUUCAAUGCCCUUGACGAUUCCAUAAAGAGACCAAAGCUAGGAUAUACCAUGAGGAAGAAAUUCCUCAUGAACAAAAGACGCACGAUCGAUGUGGAUAUGAAUAAGCUAAUUGAGCUGGUGCAGACGAGGGAUAUUAUUUGGAAUAGGCAGCUGAAGGGACACCAUAAUUGGUAUAAGUUGGAUGAGAGUUGGAAGGAGAUUGCUCAGGAGUUGGGAGUCACACGCGACGAAGCGCGGCUCAAGUGGAAAUACCUCAGAGACCAAGCCAGAAAGGAGGUCAGGAAGCAAGAUUCCGAAUGGGAAUAUUUACCUAAACUACAAUUUUUAACCAAUCAAUUCAACGACUACGAAGAGACUCCUGGGACUGAAGAUCAUUUCGCGGAUCAAGAUUUUGAUCCUCCAGAGCAAAGCAGCAGUUAUUACAAUAUAGAACCAGUGCCAGAACCGACGAAUGUCAGCGUUAAGGAUGAUGAAUUCGACGAGUUUGAUACUAAGCCUAUAAUCAUGGAGACUGACUUUUAUGAUGAUGAUGAUGAAGUUCCUAAAAGCCCUUGUACGACGGCGGGGCAAGAUGCUGCGGAACCAGCGAAGGACGAAGAUAUAGGGUUCUUUAACAGUCUGUUGCCGCAUGUGAGGAAGCUUGGACCGGCGAAGAAGCUGAUGCUUAGGAUGAAGAUUCAGGAGUUAGUUUAUAAUACUGUUUACAAUGAAACGUAGGGUAUUAAAAUGAAUAAUUUGAUUGCAAUAUUACCAAGAUGGUAAAAUUAAUUCCAAUAAAUUGGAUGGCGAGCGUAGUCUGCCAAACCAAUUUUAAGAAGCAUAAAAAAUUACUUGCCUUUUUAUUGGGUUGUUGGUUGACUACCCUUAGAAAAGGACAGCAUUCAUGAUGUCUAUGCUGCAAUGAUAAGCGACCCUUGCCAAACUGAAACUAUGUAGUAAAAACUAUUCGCAUGUCUUCCAUGUGACAAAAUUUUAUAUAAAACCGAAUUAACGCAUUUUCGAAAAUAUGUCUACCACAGAAGGAUUGAUUUGAAGUAUCCCGUUUAUUUAGGAUUUAGUUAUUACUAAAAUUUCGAUAAAAAUUGCCAGAUUUUAAAAAUUAUGUUAUGUAGGUAUUUUGAGAUUUAAUCCACUGAAAAAUCGAAAUAUAUUGAGGUCAUAAACGUAAAAAUAUCCCUGACGAGUGCACGACGUUUGAAAUUCAUUCAGAAGCAAUCAAGCGGGUGAGGUGAUCAAAAAUGUUUGGGCACUUCUGUACUCAGUCCAGAACCAUAUCAUUUGUAUAAAUUCGUAAAGUUUAACUACCAUUUAAAUACUUAUAGUUUUUGUAACGUAAACUAUAAUAUGCUUGAGUCAUAUAUUUACUUUUAUAGUCGAAUGUAAUUUUAAUAUGUAAAAAAAAUAUUGUCUCAAAUAGAUUGACCGCCAUUCCAAAUGACUGUCUGAAUUAUUUUAGCUGAUUUUAAUUUGUAUCAUUUUAAAAUUGUAUGACUAUGUUAAUAAAACCCGGACGAUUUUAAAUUUG